GCAUUUAAAGCUUUCAAAAUUGUUAAAUCUGACCAAGAGAGGCCUUUGAGCAUUCCUGGGCACGCUUUUCGAAAGCUUGACGAGCACCUUUAAAGUCCUUUUUGGUCCAUUUCUCCAUAGCGUCACCUUGCAAACCUCUACCGAAACUAAAUGUGAGCGGUGGGAGUCUGAUACCCUCCUUCUUGGCAUAUUUGUUGGCAGCGCUGAGGAAGGCUAUGCUAUCCGUAUCAGAGAGUCCACCAGAAAGGAAGACAACACCUGGCAUUGCGGAGGGAACUGCUCUCGAUAAUGCUAGAGCGGUUGCCUCGCCAACAGCAUCAGCUGUAAGGUUCUUGCGCUCGUUGGUACUUGCGCCUGGUUGCACAAAUGAAGGCUUGAGAAGCGUGCCUUAAUAAACACCAUGGGCUGCAAGCUUUUCAUAUAUCUUAGCUAUGACCUUUGUAUGAACCUCUAGUGAGCGUUCGAGGGACGCGUCCCCUGAGAAAUCAAGAUCUGGCUCAACGAUAGGGACUAAACCAGUAGAUUGACUGACAGCAGCCAUUCUGGCGAGUGAAGUAGCUUGAGCAUCGAUAGCAAGCUCAGUAGGGAGAGUAGAUGAGUUGACUAGUAUUGGUGCUCUCCAUUUAGUGAAUCUCGCUCCUUUUUCUUUGAAUAGUCGACAACGGCUAGUUAGGUCAUCCAAACCCUGAGUGAAUACUUCACCAUCGCCUGCGCCUGGAAGUGGUUGUCCGUCGGUAUCGAUUCUCACGCCAGGAAUGAUACCUCUGUCAGCCAAAACGCCAGCUAGGUUGAAAUCUACCAAGGUUUCCUGGUAUAGGAUGCAUCCUGAAAUGUAGUCUGUUGGUAGAGUCUCAUAUAAGCAUUUACGCCAUUCAUAGCGUCUCUGCUUCUGUUCGUCGUCACUGUAGUUCUUCUCUACGCCCUCAGCUGCAGCUAGUCUGGCUGAUAUUGCCUCUGUAGUUUCGUCGGUUGCAUAGAUACCUUUACCUUGCUGAACUAAAGCGUGUGCUGUAUGUUUCAGCUCGUCAUUGAAAUCUGAUUUGAUGGAUAGUUUCGCAAAUGAGUAACCUUGUGUAGACAUGAUGAUGGUACUGUUAAACGGACACUAUCACUGGCUUAAAUAUCAUUCCAUAUGAUCCGGUGCGGUGACACACUAUUUGACCGAGUGUCUACUAUGACGGCGAAUUGAUAGACAUAAUACCGAUAAUGAUAACUAAAGGAUAAUUCAUAAUAUUUUAUUUUAAAUUUAUCUCAGUCGGUUCUUAAAUCCUGUGAGCAUCUUUGAGCGUCUUUGAAAGGAAACGUUACUGAGCCAGCGAUGGCGUCGACGAGUAGACUACCAAAACCGAGCUAUUAUUACCCAAUAGACGAAGGCAGUGAAUACACCCCUGUGCCAGAGGAUGAUAACCCCGAUGAUGAGGAUUAUCAGUCUCUAGGUGUACCUGUUUUUGAACCAACUAUGGAAGAGUUCCACGACUUCUACGACUACAUCAAGCGCAUCGAUAGAUACGGUAUGAAAGCUGGAAUCGUCAAGGUUAUCCCACCAAAAGAGUGGUUAACAACCCUGCCUGAGUACAAUGCAAAGAAUCUUGAUAAGAUAAAGAUCAGGCAGCCGAUAGCCCAACACAUGCUCGGUAGAUCGGGUUUAUACAAGCAGACAAACGUUGUAAAAAGGAAUGUUAUGGGCGUACACCAGUGGGCAUCUCUAGCUGGCUGUGGUCCGCCUGCUAAAUUCCAAUUCCCGGCACCAGCACCUCAAUCAAACGAGGAUUUGACAAACGAAACAGGAAGAGUGACGAGAGGCAGAGGAUCAACAGCGAAAACUAAGGAAACUACUAGAGAGCGCAAGCGUAGGAGAACAUCCCAGAAAUUGGAAAAUCAAACUGAUGACGCAAUUAAAUUGGAAUCAAUUGAGUUCCCUUCAGAUUCAGAAACACCCCAACCUUCCCAUUCAGCACAUUUAGCAGAAGCUUCUCCAGUUUCCCAUCAGCAGGAUGACCUGAAAAGGUCUGCGUCUGAGAUUUUUGACUCAGCAAAACCAUCAGGCAAAAAAAGUAAAGCUGACAUAGCGAACGAAUUCUAUAAGGAUCUCCAAAUACAAAAUGUCUGGUUACCACAAGGCGCCCAGCAUGAAGACUACAAUCUAGAAGGUUGCAAGUAUCUAGAGAGGUUGUAUUGGCGCACAUUAGGAUUGGGUGAUAACGAAGUUAGUUGGUAUGGUGCCGAUUUAUCAGGUUCCUUAUUCACAUCUAAAACGAAGAGCUGGAACGUGGCUGAUCUGCCAUCCUAUUUAACAGAGUUACUCCAAGAGUCGGGAGUUGGUACAAAACUACCAGGGGUCAACACACCUUACCUUUAUUUUGGAACAUGGAGAGCGACAUUCGCCUGGCAUGUUGAAGAUAUGGAUCUAUACAGUAUAAAUUAUAUUCAUUUUGGAGCACCAAAAUAUUGGUAUACCAUACCACAGAAGCAGAAGAGGAAAUUCGAGCAAGUUAUGGCAGCUUUAUUCCCAGGUGAAUCCAAACAUUGUCCUGAAUGGCUCCGUCAUAAAUCAUACUUGGCGUCACCCCAUGUUCUUGCCUCGCAAAACCUCAAACCAUCAGUACUAGUGCAGAAGCAAAAUGAAUUCGUUAUAACCUUCCCGCAUGGUUAUCAUUCAGGCUUUAACAUGGGAUUUAAUUGCGCGGAAUCUGUCAAUUUUGCGACUGAGGGAUGGAAAGAGUAUGGUAGAAAGGCACGAGCAUGUACAUGCGUUGGUGAUAGCGUUAAGAUAGAUGUUGAUCAACUUUUAGACCGUAUUGAAAUGAAGAAGCAAGAGAUGUACACGGAUGAUAAUAAACGCGCAGAAUUAAAGGUUGUUAAUGAGACGCUGAAGUUACAAAAAUUACCUAAUGAUCGAACAUUCACCCAUGUUCCAAUUGGCGAAUACUACAUGCCGCUAGUUGCUCCAUCCACAGAGCAACAAAUUACAUGGAUGAAAUGGGCAGCGACGCAGACAUUGGAUAUACAACAUCUCGUUAUUCAAGUUCCUUGGAUGCAGGAACGUGUACAGCUGACUCUAAGAUCUACAAGCGAGAAAAAGGAGCAAGCUCAGCAGCAUCAUCAACAAAUCCAAGCACAGAAGAUGGUCCAGAAUAGUUAUCAACCAUAUCACCAUGAUGCGACAUCCGAGAAUCAUUACCUUCCCAUGGAGAAUCGGAGUCUUUCACCAACAGCACCAGCGUUACAUCAACACAAUCACAUCCUGCCUAUGGUAGUUCAGCAGCAGGUACCACAAGCUACAAACCAAGCAUUACUACAGCAAGCAGCACAUGACUCAGCAGACAGUCUCUCUUCAGUACAUCGAAUAGCAUCAGUAAAUAUUGCAGCACAACAUCCUAAUGGAGAAUUAUAAUAUCUUGUUUUACUAUCAAAGAUUAUACAGCUGAUUUAAUGAACUCUUAGAUUUUGUAUUACAAUUGAGUUUAUAUAUAUAUGUACAUAUA
Molecule: messenger RNA, 3485 nt
Organism: Wallemia mellicola CBS 633.66
Lineage: Eukaryota; Fungi; Basidiomycota; Wallemiomycetes; Wallemiales; Wallemiaceae
Product: JmjC-domain-containing protein
Exons: 4
Coding region: 1319-3394 (691 amino acids)
Biological process (GO): chromatin remodeling
Cellular component (GO): nucleus
Molecular function (GO): histone H3K36 demethylase activity; histone H3K9 demethylase activity
Source: RefSeq, a predicted model, not a curated record